AAACAUGUAUUCGAUAUUUUUAGAUCAACUUCCUCCGAUCGUAUUUAAAACUAGACAAUGUCUCGAAUAGUUGUUGUAACACUGUUCAUAGCAUUGUUAUUCUGUGGUCACGUGCGGUCACAGUUGACUGUGGUUGACCCUCCAAUUAUGCAGAUUGCAACGGGUGGAGACAACAACGGGAAGUCUAACAUGAAAUAUGACGUAAAAAUACGGAAAUAUACUGUCGUUCGAGUCCCUGAAACGCCGCCCUCGACAACAACGGAAAUAUCGACAACCACAACAACACCACCUCCGGAUUUAGAUGUGAACCAUAUUGAAGUUCAGACUCGCUCGACUUUUGAAGAAAAUUUGCUUGAAGAAGAUCACGACUGCGCUUUUACUUUCACUCUGCCGAAUCCUCGACCCAGUAAUCAACAAGUUUGCGUAAGAGACGUCCGUGCCUUGAUGACGUCAUAUCCAGAAGAACGACGCAGUGGCGACGAAGAAGCUUUGAAUACGUUACGGAAUGAAAUCUCUCUAUGGCAAGAAUCCAUGGGGGAUCUCAAAACCCAGAUCGAAGAAAGAUUAGCAGUACCAUCCUUGGAACCAGUGCGAAAUGAUGUUCGUUUACUCCAGAAAGAAUCUCGAAAUAUGAAUUUCAGGAUUUCUCAACUUUACAUGCAGUUGUUGCAUGAAAUCAUUAGAAAACGCGACGAUACGAUUGAGUAUACUUCGGUUGAAAAUAGCGUCAUGAAUGUGACGAUCAAGUAUUACGAAUUAAAGGAGAAACACGAAGCAUUGGUCACCGACCACAAAGCAUUGAAGCAACAAUCUCAAUCACAACAAGAACAGAUUAAGAUUCUUCAAACAAAAAUGGAGGAGAUGGUUCACAGAAUGAAUAGAAUGGCAGUAGAUAUACAACUUAUGGGAAUAGACGACGAAAAGGAUGAAGUUAAUGAUACAGCUAAUUCUUCAUUAUCAGAAUCUCGAUCUUCCUACACGAACUGCGUGGAUAUUCAACUUUACGCGAGCAAAGAAAGUGGAAUAUACAUCUUAACUCUUCCAUCGCUGAGUAGAAAAAUGAAAGUCUGGUGCGAUUUUGAACAGGACCCAGGCGGCUGGACAGUGAUUCAACGAAGAUCAGAAGGAAAAGUGAAUUUCUAUCGAAACUUUGCGAGUUAUCAAAGAGGAUUUGGAUCAUUGGAAGGAGAAUUUUGGCUUGGCUUAGAGAACAUUCAUCAUCUCACGAAUCAACCAGGAGUAAACUACAAACUUCAUAUCGAUAUGGAAGAUUGGAGCGGCAGAAAAACAUUUGUUGAAUACGGGAGUUUUAAAUUAGAAGGACAGGACGAGGGUUACAGACUGAAAGUUGCGCAUUACAGUGGAACUGCAGGAGACUCACUGACGUGGCAUAACAACAUGAAAUUCACAACGAAGAACGUUGAUAACGACCCGUUCGCGAGAAAUUGUGCGAAUUACCAGAAAGGAGGAUGGUGGUACAAUACAUGUGCUCAUUCUAACCUCAAUGGAGUCUACUAUAUGGGUGGACAUUACCGGAGUAAGUUCCAAGAUGGAAUCUAUUGGUCAGAAUGGAGGGGCGGGUCUUAUUCACUGAAGCAUGUCGAGAUGAAGAUAAAACCAUCAGAAUAGAAAAAAUCGAGUUUGAAAUUGCGAGCUCGAACAUUUUUGAUGGUUUUAAAGAUGCAGUGCUGAUAUUUGUACAAAUCGCCCAAUCUGUCUCUUAGUACCUCCUCACGUAUCACUGGAUGGAUGUACUGAGUCUUGUUCAGAGCGGAAAUAUGAAAAUGCCUCAAAAGAAGCAAAUUAGUAUCGACGAUGACGUUAUCGAGGACAUUGUUUAUCAUAAAGUUUUUCUCUUUGGUCACGUGACCGUUGUUUGAUCGUUCGACGUAGACAUUUAUUGAAGAAAACUUUUAUAUGGAGUAAAAAAAACACAGCUAAAUUUCAAAAAUUUGUGGAUGUUUAAAUUUGCUACUACUCGGAUUAUAUUUGCUACUAAAAAGUAUUAAACUAAUACAAUAAUUGCUGGAGAAUCGGAAGAAAAAUUAAAACGCAUAUGAAUUGUCUGUAUAUUGCGAAAUUUGAUGAUUAUUUUGAGAAUGCUUUAUUUAUAAUUUCCCUCGUUUCAGAAUCGUUUUUGAUUGCUAAAGCCAAACAAACUUUUUCUAAAUUUUCUUUCUUUAUACGUGGCGUUAUACUUAAAAUCGUUGAAACUCAUCUAAAACUCCCAAACGAGACUGUGAAUACACAAAUCAGUAUAUCAUUACCGACAGAAAGGGUUAACCACUUUCCCAAAAUCAGUACCCCCUCUCCUCCCGCUCUUUUUUAAUUGUGAAUAAAUAAAUAAAUUUUGUAUCAUACAUAGCAACUUUUCAGACCACCUUCUACAUUUCCACUUCCUGGCUACGCCCCUGGACUCGAUUAACCCGUGACUUGACUUACAAUUACUUACAAUUUUCGGGGCUCCCGAACCAAGAUGCGAACCAAGAUGGCGGACAUCGCAAUGUAGUAUGUGUACUAGGUUAGGGUUAGGCCAUAAUUUUAGGUAUAAAUACUACGGGAGGCUCUUGGC
Messenger RNA from Styela clava, 2572 nucleotides. RefSeq names its product angiopoietin-related protein 2-like. Gene Ontology annotation, biological process: blood coagulation. NCBI's taxonomy places the organism in Eukaryota, Metazoa, Chordata, Ascidiacea, Stolidobranchia, Styelidae. The record is from RefSeq and is a predicted model, not a curated record.